This is a messenger RNA of Prorocentrum cordatum, 2380 nucleotides long. The record is from the annotation of a GenBank genome assembly. Lineage: Eukaryota; Dinophyceae; Prorocentrales; Prorocentraceae.
GGGGUCUUGCACCCUUGCCUUGCACCUUUGCCGUGGAUGUUACCGCGCUCCUGCGCCGCAACUGCGCCCCCGCCGCCAGGCCUGUUUCUUCGCGUCCCGCAGCGCCGUCCAAUGGCGCGCGCCCAGCCCGCGAGAUGAUGUGCGACGGGCGGCCUCCCGUGGGCGACGGCGGCGUGCUGGCCAAGCGCCGGGCGGGCGUGCUGUGCUUCCGGGAGGUGGCCGAGCUGGAUGCCGGAGCGGAGUUUUUGGUCGUGAGCCGACGCAGCCGCUCGCAUGUCGGGGACACUGGCGCGGAGCCAGGCCGCGACCGGUACACUUUGCCGGCGGGCAAAUUCGAAGAAGCAUUGGACUCGUCGUGCGAGGACUGCGCGCAGCGGGAGGCGCUCGAGGAAGCUGGCGUGGAGUGCCAGAUAGUGGAGGAUCUCGGGUGGUACGCAUCGAGCAGCAAGCUUGGAGACCCCAUCCAGACGAGGUAUUUCCUGGGCCGCUGCGUGCGCCUGCUUGACCGCUGGCCGGAGGAAGAAUCACGGGACCGGCUGUGGGUGCCACCGCUGGAGGCGCUGAGGGUGGUCAGCUACCGAGAGGACUUGGCCGCCGUUGUUCUCCGAGGGAUGCAGGUCCUCGGCGCCGCCAGCCCCAGCGCGGCGGUGCCUGCUGGCCAUGACACGUCGCAGCCUCCGCUAGACAGCGCGGGGGAGGUGGCCGAGGAGGCCGUCGGCGGCGAACGUUUCGUGAGCUACUCGCACCAGUGCGGCGGCCACUUCCGGCUGGUGAAGCCCGCGCCUGGAACCCGCUUGGAGGUGGAGUUGCCUUCUCGCCCACGGCGAGAGCUCGCCGACCAGCAGCAAGCGCUCGCGAGGUCGAGCGCCUGCUCUGGGGACAGCUGCUUCGUCAGUGGUAGCCGGGUGGUGCUGAAGCCGUUCGACGCCCACGAGGAGCAGUUCUAUUGCCACAGCUUGCUCGACGAGCGCCUUUCGCCGCUCCUGCCCUUCGUGCCCCUCUUCUACGGCACGAAGAAGCUCAAUCGGGAGCAAGUCGAGGACCUGGCCUUCAACGGGGCGGACGCCACUGACACGGCCCCGGGGCACAGCGCAGCGCCUGGCGUCAACGCAGCAGACCGCGAGUCGAAGUACGCUUCGCAGCGCUUGCGCCGCUACCUCGUCCUCGAGGAUCUCGGCGGCAGCGCCUCGCAGCCUUGCUUCCUGGACCUCAAGGUGGGUUGCCGUCAACGCUCUGCGCGCCACAACACGCAGAAGCGGACGCACAUGGCCGCGAAGGCCGCGCAGUCCACGUCUGCGAUCCUGGGCUUCCGGGUCUGCGGCAUGCAGGGGUUCGACCGCGUGACGGGCCAGGUGAAGCGCCACGACAAAUAUUGGGGCCAGAGGGUGACAGUAGAGUCCAUGAGUAGGACAUUAGCCAUGUUCUUCAGCCUGGGGCUGGACCGCCCGCACGGUUCGCUUGCAGGCGUCAGCGCCACUCUGGUGGAGGUUGUCGUCAAGAAGCUCGAGAGGCUAGAGUCUUUGCUGAAGCAGCUGUCUGGAAUGCGCUUUUGGGGGAGCUCAGUGCUCAUCUUCUUCGACGCCGGGGUCGUUGAUGAGGACAGCAGAGAGAGCUGCCUAAGGUCUGUGCAAGUGAAGAUCAUCGAUUUCGCCAAUUUCCAGGACGUAGGCGGCGAGCUGCCAGACCAGGAGUACCUGUGCGGUAUCUCCAACCUGCGGAUGUUUCUAGAGGCGCUGCUGCGGAACCCUUCCCUGGACGGUCCGCCUGCUAGCAGCCUGGUGCCGCCGCCGCCGUCGGAAGUUCAGGACCUUGAGCAGGAGCGUGCGCGGCAACGCCUGAAGCAAGUGAAGUCCGCUCCCGCCCAGGAGGGCUCCACGAUCGGGACGGGCACGGACGACGAGACCAACCUCGCGGCCAACGCCCAGACAAUCUCCGGGGCCACUGGGCGCACGCUCCUGCGGGAGAUUGCACCCCGCCACUUGUUGAGGCCAGACGGUGGCUCCAACUCGGGUGCGAAUAGCCGUUCGGGGACCCACCGUCAGAGCGGCGGCAGCUUGGACGGCCUCUUCGAGUCGUUCGAGUGACCCGCGCGCACGGCGCAGUUGGCGGAAAGGCCGGAAACGGCGUCCUCCCUCUGCUCCUAAUCUUUCGCAUCUUGCGCCGCUUCGCCUGUCCGUCCUCCCCCCCUCUUCCUCUGCGCUUUCCUCCUAGCUCGUAAGGGGCACGCUCUCGGGCUGGGGGUAAUCCUCAGUCUGGUGGAAGUUGGCAGGUACCGGGUUUUCCCUGGAGCGCCAUCGGCUUGUAGUCCGUUCGUGUGUGAUUUGUCAGGGCAGUUGCACGUUUGAUUUCACGGGUUUACGCCGCACCGCCGACCAUUAUG